This is a messenger RNA of Punctularia strigosozonata HHB-11173 SS5, 717 nucleotides long. RefSeq names its product uracil-DNA glycosylase. Gene Ontology annotation, cellular component: mitochondrion; nucleus. Gene Ontology annotation, biological process: base-excision repair, AP site formation via deaminated base removal; base-excision repair. Gene Ontology annotation, molecular function: uracil DNA N-glycosylase activity. Bases 1 to 717 code for a protein of 238 amino acids. The record is from RefSeq and is a predicted model, not a curated record. The transcript is spliced from 9 exons. NCBI's taxonomy places the organism in Eukaryota, Fungi, Basidiomycota, Agaricomycetes, Corticiales, Punctulariaceae.
AUGGGCAAGAGCUGGCUGAAAGUCCUCAAGGACGAGAUCAGGAAGCCAUACUUUCUCGCCCUCAAACGUUUCCUGCUCGCGGAAGGUUUGACAGGCCUCGACGCGAAUUGCCAGAUCUACCCUCCGCCGCGACAAAUCUAUUCCUGGUCCACGCACACGCCUCUAGGCAAGGUGAAGGUAGUCAUUAUUGGCCAAGAUCCGUAUCACGGUCCUGGUCAAGCGCAUGGCCUCUGUUUCUCAGUCCUACCCGGCGUCGCGGUGCCGCCGUCUCUCAAGAACAUCUACGCCGAAAUCAAAUCCGAAUAUCCCUCCUUCACUCCGCCGAGGCACGGUGACCUGACCUCCUGGGCCGACCAAGGCGUCCUCCUCCUCAACACCUUCCUCACCGUCCGCCCGGGCAAAGCCGGCUCGCACGGCAAACAAGGCUGGGAAUCCUUCACGGACAAAGUCGUCGACGCCGUCGACAAACACGGCGGUGCCAACCUGGGCGCGAAGACCGGCACGGGCCGCGGCGUCGUCUUCCUCUGCUGGGGCGCCUGGGCCGCGAAGCGUACAGAGAAACUCAACAAGUCGAAGCAUCUCAUUCUGAAGAGCGCGCACCCGUCGCCGUUAAGCGCCCACAAGGGUUUCCUCGGCAACGGGCACUUCAGGAAAGCCAACGACUGGCUCGAAGCCAAAUACGGACCGGACGCCUGCGUCGACUGGUGUCGAUUAUGA